Molecule: messenger RNA, 1642 nt
Organism: Anopheles merus
Lineage: Eukaryota; Metazoa; Arthropoda; Insecta; Diptera; Culicidae
Product: parkin coregulated gene protein homolog
Exons: 4
Coding region: 873-1640 (255 amino acids)
Molecular function (GO): Hsp90 protein binding; Hsp70 protein binding
Source: RefSeq, a predicted model, not a curated record
CAGCUCCAGAAUCGGAUCCGGAACCAACUUCGGAAUCAACUCCGGAAUCGGAUUCGGGCAGGUCCGAUUCCAAGCUACCAGCUCUAGUUCCGUAAUCAGGUUUAAUUACCAUUAAAAAUUGUUUUAAAGUAUUUAUUUUUAAAUCGCCGCUGCUCCAUCAGGGUUAAAUUGCAAUCAAGCCUCAACUUGUCUACAAGUGACCGAACACACCACAUUGCACACAACCCACUGCUUGUAUGCGAGGCGAGCGCCGAUACGAGAAACAACACCACGCGCGCGUUUGUUCACCCAUUUUUGCAGCCGCGUUACCAUGGUGAGGAUGGAAAACCAAAACUAAAUAUUUUCACACACCAGCACUAAGGAGCAGUACAGCAAAAAAAGGGGGGAAAGAAGGUGUGUAAAAGUAUGCGCACCACUCCGCGCCCCGUAUGGCCUGCUGUGUUUAUUUGUUAUCGUUCGCGUAUCGCAUCAGGGUGUGCAGGUGUGCGCGUGUAGAAGCCCGUAGUACGGUCGGUCCCCGGUGUGGUGUAGUCCAUCUGUGCCCUGCUGUGUGUUCUGCUGUAGGAUUAAGGAUUGUAAAGUGCAGGAAAAAAAAACGAGUCCUGUGUGCACCUUCUGCUGCACAGUUGUGCGCUUUUUUUGGGUAUAGAUUUAUAAAUAAAGCAACGAAGCGUGUUGUUCGCUUAAGACACGGGAAAGAAGACCCUUUGGCACAAACCAAAGACAGGGCGUGUGAUUGAGUGUGUGUGUGUGUGUGUGUGUGUGGCUGUGUGUUUGUAUUUCGCGUGUGUCCUUGCGCGUGGCUUUAAAUAACCACCUCGGUACGGCCAACAAGCAAAAACAAGCAAAAACAAAAAAACUCCAAAAUCAGAAUGGCAAAAUCUGCAUCCUUCCUGUUUGAGGUCCGGCCGCUGUCGGCCUCGGUUAAGGCGAAACCCGUCCGCAGUGUCAAGAGUGCCUCGGCUGCAAUGCGACCCGUUCCGGCAUUUUCGAUCGAAUCGCUCCAGAAGAACACCUACGUAAUGGGGCCACCGAAGGCACAGAAGCAACGGUACAUGAUACAGCCGAAGGCGACAUCGUUUCGGAUGUACUACGAGCGGGGCGAUCUGCCGAUCAAGAUGGAGUAUCUGACCGGUGGCGAUAAGAUCGCCUGGACGGUCGACAUCGACAAGCUGGACUACGGCCUGUAUCUGCCCCUGUUCUUUGACGGGCUGUCGGAAACGCGCCACCCGUACAAAACGUACGCCCGGCAGGGUGUGCAGGAUCUGCUGUCGCACGGCGGCGACAAGAUCUAUCCCGUCAUUCCGCAGCUAAUUAUACCGAUUAAGAAUGCACUCAACACGCGCAACGUGGAGGUGAUGUGUGUUACGCUGAAAAUUAUUCAACAGCUCGUCAUGUCGUCCGAUCUCAUAGGGCCCGCGCUCGUGCCGUUCUACCGCCAGCUGCUGCCAAUGUUUAACGCCUACAAGGUGAAAAACAUCAACUCGGGCGAUGCCAUCGACUACGGGCAAAAGAACAACAUGAACGUGGGCGAUCUAAUUGACGAGACGCUGCAGGUGCUGGAGCGGCACGGCGGCGAGGACGCGUUCAUCAACAUUAAGUACAUGGUACCGACGUACGAGUCAUGCUAUCUGAAUUAACC